This is a messenger RNA of Trichoplusia ni (cabbage looper), 5998 nucleotides long. RefSeq lists its product as uncharacterized. Gene Ontology annotation, molecular function: nucleic acid binding. NCBI's taxonomy places the organism in Eukaryota, Metazoa, Arthropoda, Insecta, Lepidoptera, Noctuidae. The record is from RefSeq and is a predicted model, not a curated record. Gene Ontology annotation, biological process: DNA integration. The coding region runs from base 975 to 5780 and encodes 1601 amino acids. The transcript is spliced from 3 exons.
GGAUGCACCGUGCGAAUCUACCGCGCGGAUCUGCCAGUAGCGACGUUGUUACAGGGCGAGACGUACGUUCGCGCGUCGCUUCAAAGCUAUUUGAUUUGGUUACAAAACAUUGAAAUGGCAAGUAAUAGAGCAAAAAAAAUAUUAAAUAAGGUUUUUAAUCCCGAACCGGAUAUAUCACCAUCUACGGAAAUAAAUAAAGGAGUUGAAACAAACACUGAAAUUGUUAUAAACAACAAUGAUCAUCACACAUGCGUGUAGGCGACACCGGUGCAGGCGCGGGGAGCGGGGCCGAACGACGGCCGCUCGCGCGUCGCGGCGCUUCCUACCAACACUCCGUUCACGGACGCGCUGACCAUCGGGCAUUUCAUUGUUAUCUACUCAUUGUUAACUACAGUAAUAAACCAUUAUACAGUCCACUGCCUUUGUUGUAUCGACCCGACUGAGCCCAAUCAUUGGUCCUUCGAUCGCGCAAAUAUAAUUACACCAGUUUUGCUGUAAUUAACAUCGUCGUCAACGUGUACAUUCGUCGUGCGGGCCGUCGGACUUUGACCGCUCGCGAGUACAACGUGGCCGAGAAGAUUAACAACGAAGUCGUUCCUGUAUCAGCUUGCAUCGUCAUCGUGGGAGUCACUAUUUGGGAGUAUAAUACAGUCUUUGAGUGAGUCCGUUCCAAUUAGUUAUUUUUUCACACUUUUUCUUACCCGAAAAUCGUUAUUCUAUUUUCCAAAUCCUUCGGUGAAUAUUUAAUUUUUCCCUCACGCUUUCCUUUUAGUGUUUCUUCUUAUUUAAAAUUGCACUGCAUAUUUAAAUACGAACAUUUCGUUGAAAAAACGCUUAGUCAUUAGCUAAUUGCUUUAUAAUCCGCGUCGAGUCGUUGACCUUGACAUUAAUUAUCGACACCUUUUGUUCACGCACAGCUGUUUUGCAGUUGUUAUUCAUUACUAUCAUUAGUAUUGCUGUGAUUUCGCUUUAAAAUGGCUGAGUUAAAAACAUUGACUAAGAAACGUAGUUCAAUUAAAUCAAAGGUCACUAUCUAUAGCAAUUAUUUAAACUUAGUUAAAAGUAGUUCCGCAGUAUCUGAGUUGCAGCGCUUAGACUUAGAAGAGCGUUUCAAUAAGUUCGAGGCCUUACACGCCGACUUUGAUGAUUUGCAGACACAAAUUGAGGUGCUUGCCGACGACGCCGAUUCCGCGUUUACUGAGCGAGAGGACUUCGACCGCCAGUUCUUCAAUCUGGUGGCACUCACGCGCAGCUUGCUUGGCGUUUCGUCCAACGUUGCAGGAUCGGAGGCGGGCUUCAAAGAUGCUGACUCAGGUGCACACAAUUCAUUUAGAAAUGGUUUUGUUCGUUUGCCUAAAAUAGAUUUGCCUCAUUUCGAUGGGAACUACCAAUCCUGGCUUGAGUUUAGAGAUACGUUUGGGUCACUGAUUCAUGAUAAUAAAACAAUAAGUGAUAUUAACAAGUUCCACUACCUGCGAGCCUCACUACAAGGAAACGCAGCUUUAAUUAUUAAAAACUUAGAUUUUAAAGCAAGUCAUUAUAAUAUUGCGUGGAACUUGUUGUGUGAGCGGUACAAUAACAACCGCCUUCUUGUGAAUAACCAUUUGCAGGCUUUAUUUGAUGUAGGCUCAAUAAUAAAGGAGUCAAGUGAGUCGAUUAGAAAUCUAGUAGAUGUAAUUAAUAAAAAUAUUAGGGCACUUACCACAUUAAAAAGGCCCACUCAAUAUUGGGAUGACAUAAUUAUUUAUUUCAUGAGUAAAAAAUUAGAUUUAAUGACUAGUCGUGAAUGGGAAGAACAUAGGAAUAAUCAUUUAAAAGAUGAUCCUACUUUAACAGAAUUUUGUACCUUUUUAGGCAAGAAAGCGGACUGGUUAGAAUCAGUGGAGUCUAACUGUAAUCUUUCAGCUGUCGUGAAGGUGACUGCCGUGACCGGUAAGCAGUACACUGCGCGUCUUUUGCUGGACAACGGCAGCACGGCAAACUUUAUAACGGAGAAGUUAUCGGAGAAACUGGGUUUGUUACGACGCGGUACGAGUGCCAAGGUAACGGGUAUUAAUAAUCUUGUAUCCACCAGUACACAGUCUUGUCACCUAUCAAUAGGGUCUUUAUGCUGUGCCUUCACUGUAGAUAUUGAUUGUCAUAUUAUACCUGAAAUUACAAAGGUACUCCCGUCUUCAUUCGUACACAUCAAGCAUGUCCCUAUUCCUUCAGGUCUUACACUGGCAGACCCGAACUUUAAUGUUCCGUCGGUCGUCGACAUCCUGGUAGGGGCUGAAGUUUUCUGGAAUGUCUUAGGCAGCAACAGAAUAGACUUAGGGAAAAACUUACCUAAAUUAUGCGAGACGAAACUCGGAUGGCUUGUAUCUGGUAGUAUUUCGCAUCAAUCUAGCUCUAUUUCCCAUGCAUCUAAUAAUCUUUGCUAUCAUUCCCAUGUCACUCCCGACUUAACUCAAUUCUGGGAGCUUGACACCAUCUCAAGCAAACAUUCGCACUCUCUUGAAGAGAGAAUGUGUGAGCAACUUUUCGCGCAAACCACCGUCCGUAAUGACGAUGGUGCGUUUGUAGUUAAAAUGCCUUUAAAGGGCGAUCCAAGCUCUCUAGGACAAUCCUACGUAAAUGCUAGGAAUCGUUUUUUAUCUCUAGAGAAGCGGUUUAAGCGUGAUCCAUCCUUUCAAACCAAAUAUUAUAAUUUUAUGCUAGAGUACGAGCGCUUAGGUCACAUGACAUUAGACGCCGACUGUACUUCCUCUGUCGAAUCACAAUCCGUGACAAAGUAUUACAUUCCACAUCAUGGCGUCAUUCGGAAUUCCAGUACCACUACUCAACUACGCGUAGUCUUCGACGCAUCAGCUCCUACUAGUACGGGAGUGUCUCUUAACGACAUUCAGAUGGUCGGUCCGGUAGUGCAAGACGAUCUGUUUUCUAUUUUAACACGUUUUCGUCAGCAUAGAUACGUGGUAACAGGCGACGUAGAAAAAAUGUACAGAGCCAUCGAGCUUAGUCCAGACCAGCGUUCCCUUCAAAAAAUUAUCUUCCGCUUUGAUCCCUUAGGACCUCUUAGGACUUACACAUUAAGUACAGUGACAUACGGUACUGCGUCUGCUCCCUAUUUGGCCACCAAGUGUUUGGUGAGUCUGGCUGAUAACAUUGAGGAUAGUCGCGCACAGUGCGCCAUACGGCGUGACUUUUACGUCGACGACUUUCUCAGUGGAAGCAAUACAAUUCAAGACACUGUAGAAGUCACUAAAAUUGUUAAAUCGGUUCUUUCUUCGGCAAAAUUUAAUUUACGAAAAUGGCGAUCAAAUAAUUUGGAAAUCUUAAAGCAAAUAAAUUCUAAUAAAGUUAAUAAUGAUUCAUAUAAUAUUUUACAUUUUUCAGAGCAGCACCUUAACUGUUCACAGUCUAAAACCCUAGGACUUAACUGGGUCUGUGACACUGAUUCACUUACAUAUACAAUUAAUAUUACGUCUACUAGUAAAGUCACCAAACGCCAUGUCCUUUCUGUUAUCAGUCAGAUUUUCGACCCACUGGGCUUGGUGGGUCCGUGCGUUGUCGAAGCCAAGAUACUUAUGCAACGUCUUUGGCUAGAUAAAUAUGACUGGGACGACGCAGUCUCACUUGAGAUUAGUAAUGCUUGGUCUGUGUUUGAGAGUACCAUUACAUCGUUAAAUAAUUUAAAAAUUCCUCGUUGGGUUUUGCGUGAAGACUCUAUUACACACGAAGUACACGUCUUUACCGACGCUUCUGAAAAGGCGUACGGCGCUUGUGUGUACAUUCGAUCAUCUAAUAGUGUCGGAGUCACUGGCGUACAACUUCUAGUAUCUAGAAAUCGUGUAGCACCAAUUAAAUCCACUACAAUCCCGAGGCUUGAACUUUGUGGGGCUUUGUUGGGUGCAAGGCUGUGUACUAAGGUUCAGGAAUCACUCACCAUACCCAUUCACAAGUGUAGAUUCUGGUGUGACUCAACGAUCGUUUUAUGUUGGCUCUCUACUCCUUCCAACCAACUAAAACCUUUUGUUAGAAAUAGAGUCAACGAGAUACAGGAGAGCACAUGUGGUCAUACCUGGAACUACGUACCGUCGAAGGACAACCCGGCGGAUCUUGUUUCCCGUGGUCUUCGGGCCGACAUUAUCAAGGACACACCCCUCUGGUGGUCCGGACCUUCAUUUCUGUCACUUAACGAAAAUGAAUGGCCCACAAUGCCAAAUACUGAGAAACAUGAUUUGCCGGAAGUAGUAACUCAUUUCAUUAGUAGCAAUAGCGAUCAUCAUUCAUAUCAUAAUCGUUCAGACGUUAACAUUAAUUCAUCAAUCAUACAUAACUUAUUAGAAAGGUAUUCUAUUUUUACAAAAAUACAUAAAAUAUUUACAUAUGUACAACGCUUUAUUUACAACUUAAAAAAUAAAAAUAAAUUGCAUGGUAAUCUUUCUACACUAGAACUAGAAAGGUCAUUAAAUUUAAUUAUACAUCAUUCUCAAAUUGAAAUGUUUCCGGAAGAGUACCACAUUUUAAAGUCUGGACAGAGAUUACCACGUAAAAGUAGGUUACUUCCCUUGUCCCCAUUCAUUGACGAUCAUAACCUCAUCCGCGUGGGCGGAAGACUUGAUAAUUCACCCUACGAUUUUAAUGUGAAACAUCCCAUUCUUUUAUGCAGCAAGCACAUUCUCACCAAGCUUAUAUUUCAAAUGCAACAUUUAAAGCUUGCACAUGCUGGUCCACAUUUGUUAUUGUCACAUAUACGACAAACUUAUUGGCCUCUAGGUGGUAGAAACCUAGCAAGGUUUGUCGUUAAUAGGUGCCUUAAAUGUUUCAGACACAGGUCUCAAAAUGUGCAGCCGGUAAUGGGUCAGCUACCUAAUAUAAGAACCAAUCUUGAAUUCCCUUUUCUUAAUUCUUAUGUAGAUUAUGCUGGGCCAGUAUUGGUAGCUAACCGUAAAGGCCGCGGGUGCAAACUUACAAAAUCUUAUGUGUGUAUCUUUGUUUGCUCGGCAGUGAAAGCUGUACAUUUGGAGCUCGUCACUGACCUCACCACCGAAGCUUAUAUGGCUGCUUUAAAUCGAUUCGUGGCGCGUCGAGGCAAGCCUCGAAGCAUCACGUCCGAUAACGGGACUAACUUUGUCGGAGCAUCAAAUGAGAUGUAUAGGUUCUUGCAAUCAUCAAAUGUUGCAUCUGAGAUGGCGCAGGAGGGCAUCGAAUUUAUUUUCACGCCUGCAUACAGCCCUCAUUUUAAUUCAUUAGCUGAAGCUGCUGUUAAAUCUUGUAAGCAUCACUUAAAGAGACUGCUGCAUCUCACCCAUUUCACAUUUGAGGAGAUGGUCACUUGUCUCACUCAUAUAGAGGCGGUUUUAAAUUCACGCCCUCUUACUCCUCUUUCUUCAGACCCUAACGACUUUUCGGCUCUCACUCCCUUUCACUUCCUAAUUGGACGGCCAUUCUUAACUGUACCACACCCUCAGGUGACUGCAGCGAACAUUACGACGCUGGAUCGCUGGAAGAGGAUCCAGUACAUCAGGCAGCACUUCUGGGGCCGUUUUCAUAAUGAGUAUACUUCUCUGCUGCAGGCAAAAUCAAAAUGGUUUCGUUCCAGAGGUGAGGUAAAGGAGGGCACUUUAGUCUUGAUCAAAGACAAGGCAGCGCCACCCCUACUGUGGUCCCUGGGUCGGGUCACGAAGACCUACCCGGGCGUGGACGGGAUCACACGAGUGGCUGAGCUGAAGACGAAGAGGGGCACCAUUCGUCGUGCAUUCAACUGCAUCUGCCCCCUUCCAGUCGACCACUGAAGAAGAUUUGAAGACUUCCCUUCAACCCGGGGAAUAUGUCGGCGCAUCACACAUGCGUGUAGGCGACACCGGUGCAGGCGCGGGGAGCGGGGCCGAACGACGGCCGCUCGCGCGUCGCGGCGCUUCCUACCAACACUCCGUUCACGGACGCGCUGACCAUCGGGCAUUUCAUUGUUAUCUACUCAUUGUUAACUACAGUAAUAAACCAUUAUACAGUC